This is a messenger RNA of Amoebophrya sp. A25, 9467 nucleotides long. Lineage: Eukaryota; Dinophyceae; Syndiniales; Amoebophryaceae. The record is from the annotation of a GenBank genome assembly.
CUUCAUCCUGAACUCGAUGUUGGCACUAUCAAUGAAUUACCAUAUAGAGAUCGUCGCAGCAGAUGACAGACAUAUAAAGAAGGCAUAGCAGUCGCAGGCACGCAGAUCGUAGAGACUGAAAAUAGAUGAUAAGGGCGAGCGGCUAGAUGAUAAGUGACAGCGGCGGAGUCAAAAGGGCAGAGUGUGCACAUCUAACGACAAGCACAGCAACACAGGGCAUUUGCAGAAGACUACAGAAAACUAAGCAAGGUAGGGGGUCGCGCUUCCCUUUGAACUGACAGCACUGGGUACUAUCUGCGACUGAAGACGAAGAGUAACUAAGGAGUGUCAAGAUUUUUUGAAGAAACGCGUACGUUCCCGUUAUUGGUUUUGGCGCAUUAUAGCGAAUCGCGAGAUUUCGAAAACAAGAGUAGAGCUACGACGUGCACUUCUCCAGCUCGCAAAAUAUAACGAAGAAGCAAGUUUGCUGAAUCUAUUGAAGAAUCGUCAACACGAGAGUUGCAGCGCCAGAAGACAAAAGCGACUCAUUGUAAAAUGCGUAAUAGCGGUCAGAGUCAAACCGACGUCGACACAAGACGAGUAAUGAUGCCGCCAGAAUUGGUAUCUCCUGCACCUAGGGGGACUCUCCGGCGCAGCGAGACCACGGGACAGCUGGCCAGGCCGCUGCUGGUUACGGCGUGAUUCAAAAAGGCGUCGUCAUUACUGGCUUAUUUCGCUACAGUUUUACAUCUGAGAAUAACCUGAAGGUACUAGUACAACAGUCAGGUACUGGUGGACCAACACUAUACCAAAUUCAAUUUAGAAGCUGGCUACGUACUCUCGGAAGAUUCAUCAUCGAUAAAAAAAAAAGGUAAUUAUAUCUCGUCUACAGCGAUUGCGAUGAACUCUAUUUCAUGUUCAUCGUCUAACAAAGACAGAAGCUCGAGGUCAGGCAGGAAUGGAAGGUUGGGGCCACCGGUUCCCUCGGCGCCGAAUUUGUGGGAGCUCGGUCGUAGAGGACGUGAGCAGGAACAAGAGUUUCGCCUACGAUCACAGCAACUCUUCGCGACCCCGGACAGAGUGCGAACCAAAAGGUUAAGGCUUUUGUUUUUCGAUUCUAUGCUCCACUGCUGUCGAACUGUCGAAGAACAAAGGGUUUAGCAGUUGAUGUUCCUAUUGAUUCUCUACUAUCUUCUGUAGCUGGUGUAGUACAGAAGUAUUAACUAGUUUAAGUUUCUAGUACUACUACUGCUAGUGGAGUGGGAAGCCAUUAGAUUUUUUUCAAGAAAUUGACCGACUUGUUGGCACUUGACUACGUUGUUGCUUGUAAGCCCGGACUGAGACUGACACUCUGUACUACCGCUAAAGAGAGCAGCUCUGCUUUCGGGGCAAAAGAGCAAUGCGAGCAGUUCCAGUGAGAGCGAUGAGAUCGAUGAUGACCACGAUGAAGAUAUCGAGAAAGGCGGAAUGUCGCAACUUCAAAGCGACUCAUCUCUAGCAGGCAUGCUAAUACGCUCGGCAAGCAACAACAGUGUCAGCCGGUUGAUACGGUCACUGUCAAUGCCGGGACACAGCUGGCAGGCGGUGCAGGAGAAGAAGCCCUCAAAAGAAGCAGCCGUGGCACGAUCUGCCACGGGCAGUACGAACACAGGGAUGAUGCCAGCGUCCAUUAUGGCCGUUUUUUGAUAUUUGGUUCUCAUAGGUUUUUAUCCGGAUUCCUCGAUCCGGAGAUGAUGAAUGGAGUCGAGUUCUUUCCAUAAUAUGAUGAGUGGAAUAUGAUGGAGUUUUUGCGGCAUCUAAUUCGAACAGCGGCGUCAGCAUGACCAUCCUAGAAAAGGAGGUACUGCAGACAGAGGAUGCCAUGUUAUGGAGUCUUCUUACCAAUUAGAAAUGCAGUAGAGGUCUACUUACAUGAAGGUAAGCUUUUCAUUUUGAUGUAGCCAGCUUGUGCCUGUUGCUAUUCGUAUAAGUAGAAAAAGAAGAAGAAGAAUUCGGUUUCGCUGGUUCAAUCAAAACUUCUGUGGUGAUGAGAGAGCGUGGGACAUCCCUGAAAUGUAGCAGCAUUGAAUAUUGACAUUCUAUCACUGGAUGAGUUUAGCUUUAGAAUGACCUCGUCUCAUUUCACCAAACAUGAUAGGAGUGUCUAAAAAAAGUUUUCAACGUCGAGUGUAAUAAAGUUUAUUGUGAUAUAGUACAUCAGUUGUUUUUGUACUUACAGUCAAUAACUCAGCGAGUUGAAAGUAAGAAAUGAUGUAGUGUUUCGUCUGUGGUGCAUCGUCGGGCUUGAGCGCCCGUUUUCUUGCUGUACAACACCAGUCUUUUCUCCCUUGCUUGUCUACAGCCUUUUCUUGCUCCAUACUGACCAGUCUUUCUUGCUUGUAACGGACUACAACCAAGCUCUACCUGUCUCUACUUUUCAUGGUCGUGUGCUCCGUCCCGGCUACAGAUUAACUGUAAAGUCGGAUCGCAAACCAGCCUGCAUAGCGGGACAAUAACCUCCAGUGUCGAAAGUCGAGACACCUUGGCGGGUGCCGUGAACAAGCCCCUUAUGAAGAGAUCACACGUUGCUUGUGUGCUGUGUUGUUGUACGUAAGUAGUUGUAUGCUAGUCUUUCGUUAAUUAAUACUAAGUGGUUUCACGUAUAAGUACCGGCACUUUUCUUUCUGCUCGCGGUCGCCCUGCACGUCUAAUUCCGACAAAAAGACGAAGAAAAUGUCGCGAUCCGAAAGUUGGUUUAUGACGGCUCUGGUCGCGACUGCGGCACUAUCCAGCUGUAUAUACGGUCUAGUCCUUGCGGCGACGAACGCAUCAGUAAACUUCAUUCAUGUCGAUUUCGAGACAUGCGGAGUCAUACUUAUGUUGAUUGCAGCACUUGUAAUGUAAUCUAUCUGGUGUCUUCUCCGUUUUGUAUCUUCGGUCCGUACCUGUCUCCUCCGUGCAUCUUCGGUGUUCGGCAUUCGUAAGUUGUACCUGAAAAUAUGUGGUGGACGAUGAACAUGAAUCAUCUUGUCCGGUGAAUUGCCCAUGUUGUAAUAUCUUCAUGUGACCACGCUUUGUCAGCUUCUAAACACUCAGCACCGGUUCCGCUGCCAAAUAGCACGUCGAUACUGGCUACGACGGAUUUGAUGCAGAAGGCGGCAGCGCCACGGCAAAUGCUUGGUAUGCGUUUACCUGAGGAUGAUGCCGAUGAGAGAAUAGCAGAAGUUCGAUUCGCAAAUUAUGACCAGGGUGAAUUGAUGAUAUAGAAGAGGUUGAUUGUGUUUACAUUCUUUUUGCUUGUAAUUAAAUUACUUAGUUGGUGUACUGCAACAGAUAACAUUGGAAGAGACAACAGCUAAUGAUCCAAACUUUUGUAGUAAAAAAUGAAUUUUUUCAAGUUCCAUGCCUUACCGAUGAAGGGAAAACAUUGUUGCACCUGCUUAUCAAUGAUCUCAGUACUCUUGCCCUUUGUUUUUUUUUUUCAUACUGCGACAGGCGAGCAUGUAGCCUCAUCGGGAUGGCUCGAGUAUGCUAGUAGCGUGUUGCUUGCGCAGAUCAAAGGGACAGUGCUCUACGAACCGGAGCUGGCAAACGGAGCAUCUGUAUGGUUAAUAGGUCUAGUCUAGUCAAGAGUUUCUAUUUUUGCGUACCCAAACGAGUACGCUCAUCUUUCUCUGUGUUGUAGUGUACUUUUGAUUUUACACUCCCACCGGAUGAAUUCCAUCCAUUCACAAGUUUCAUCUUUCUCUGCGAGCUAUGUGGCGGACGCUUCGCUCGACGACGAUGGGGCUGACAAUCUUGAUGGCGAUGAGGGCAGCCACGUCUUGCUAUUGGAGGAGAAAUUGGUCUUCAAUUGCCCACACCAAACCUUCAUCCAGCAGAUAUCGGUGGCAGCGGUACUGCUGGGUGCCGGGGCCGGGUCACUAUUGGGCGGUCCGUUUGCCGACAGGGUAGGUCGUCGAGGCUCGAUGUUGAGGCUCAAUUUCGUAGCCUUCUUCGUUUUUCUUAUUAUGAAAUUCGACACUAAUACUGGAUUCAGAAGGCUUUGUCGAAGUUCAAUGUACUUACCCCCAACCUAACCUAGCCGCAUGACUUAAAACAGAAAUACGUCGAAACUAAGACAGACCACCAGCUUUUCUCUAAGUUCAGCUGCGCUUUGGCGACCGGGUGGUGGACCUUUAUCACCGCGCGAUUCCUAGCCGGUUUGUGCAUCGGCGCCGUCUCAGUAGCCGUACCCAUGUACAUCGCUGAAGUGUGUCCCGAUGAUCUCCGCGGAAAAUUCUUAAGGCUUCAUAAGUUGUACAGCAGACAGAAGAAGACAAACCGGCUCCGCCUAGUGUCGUCUUCUUUUAUUGAGGUUGAUCAUAGGUCAUUGGCGUAGUUUCUCAUUCGCAGAGCACCCCACAGACGAAGGCGAAGCUCACAACAAUUAUAUCGUACCUGAAGCUCUAAGAUUUGGCGUAGCGCAUCAGCUGCUGAUCACCAUCGGAAUCUUGCUCAGCGAUGCCCUCGGUCUCGUGCAUUAUGACUUGUACUACUUAGAAAUGACAUAUUACUACACAUUUUUCACAGCGGGGUUCCGAAGAAAAAUGGCGCGACAGACAAGGAUUAUACUCAAUUCGCUUUUGAUCAUGCCGUGCAACCACUUUGUUAUACUAGAUGUAGUAAUAUUAUAUAUUAUAAUACUUACACUCAGUAUGCCUAGUGCAGCUCUAAGUUUCAUCCCAAGAUAUCGAUUUCCGACACAAGGAGAUCGCUCGUAGCCAAAUCACAGCCGUUGACAAGUAUUGGUGGAGAGUGAUGGUGGGAUUUUCCUGUCUUCCUUCAUUAAUGAGUGUCCUAGUGUGGGGUCUGCUCUUCCGAGCUUACGAAUCACCAGUCUGGCUCGUCCGCGCCGGACGGAAACAGGAAGCCAUUGCGUUACGGCAUGAGUUGACGACAUCCAUGAACAUGUUCAUGAUGUGCUUAGUUGGACUUGAUGGUAGAGGUAUUCGACUUCUUCUCUUGUAGGCGAAAGACGGCGAGGGGCUGCUUGGAGGUAACAAGAGAAAAUAUAAUUAGUAAGUAGGAGGUGCCGUACUUCUUCGACUGAGACGAGGACGAUUGGGAAUACGAUUUACCGAUAAAGAUGCAAUUCUUCUAAUGUUUGUGGUGAAGACUCUGAAGCCGAACAGUUCGAAGGCGUCGGUCGAAAACGUGGUAAAUACCAUGGAGGUCCUUCAGCAGGCUAGUGGAGAAUCGAAGAGCUUUGGUUGGGCUCUGAGCAAUAGCUACUACCGGGUGGGGGUUAUUAUUAUGACCAUGCUAUUAGCGUUGGUGUUACUGUAGGAGUAUGAGAUGUAUCAUUGUGCAGAAGCGGCAAUUACAAUUGCAUGGUGUUACAAUGCCUUUUAAGUGCGUAGAACAACCAUGGUUCCACAGGGUCCCGCUAGUGCUCUUUCUCGUGUGGGGGCAGGUCUAAAAAACUUGGUUGCAUCCUGUCCGCAUGCCAGCAGACAUCGGGAAUCAACGUGAUGAUUACGCAGUCGACAACAGUGUUCCUACAGGUUGCAAACUACAAAUACGCAACGCUUCUCACAACUUUGACAGGUACUCAGAAGGUGCUUACAUAUGAGUGACACUGUGAAAACUGAUGUUUCUCAUGGUGACUAACCUCUUCCAUCUAGAGAAAUAGUUUGAGUUUGCAAAGUUCGUAACCGUGUCAUUCUGAAAAUUGCAAUUGCUUUUUGAUUUAUUCCCAUUGCUCUACAACAACCAGGUGUGCUUAACGUCGUCGUCACACUUGCAACCAUCUCAUUGAUCGAGAAGCUUGGGCGACGUAAUUUACUGCUCAUCUCCGCAAUUGGAACAACGGCUAGUAUGGGCACAUGCCUCCUCUGCGUCAUUUUUGAGUACUUGCUUCCUCUUUUACCUUUUGCUAUUUAAUUCUUUUUGAAUGUUGAUGCUUGUCCAGCAUGGUUUCAUUUUUUUUGUCCAGCAUGGUUUUCCAUCUACUUCAAUCAUGUUAGCCUAAUCCCUUUUUACUCACACAAAAACUAAACGUGCUCCACCCACUCGCAGCGUCGGCGUAAGCAUUAUGGUGCCGUGUAUGAUCAUGGUGUUUAUCAUGUUCUUCGCAGUCGGAUGGGGUCCCGUGGUCUGGAUUUACCUCUCCGACAUCUACCCUGCGGAGAUUAAGGGUAAUACUGAUAUCUAAAAUGAACCUCGUUGAUGGGAAGGAAUGAAUCUCGGAGGGAGCGAUUGUUACCAGGGUCGUGGUUUGUUCUCUGGUGGUUUCACGAGGUUUUUCAUAUUCUAUCAUCUUGAUGUAGUAACAAGUUACCUGAAUCUACUGCAUCGAACACUUUCAUUUGGGAUAUAUCUCAUCAACUACUACUACAUCAGGUUCUUGCUUUGCUCACGCGAUUAUGGUGAACUGGGUUGCUUGCGCCAUUGUGGUGUUUGGAAUCGGAAACUUCCUGCACAAUAAUCUCAUUACGUAUUCGAUUUUCACGGUGUUGAACAUCUUCGGGCUUUUUUUCGUGCUUCGCUACGUCGUGGAAACCAAAGGCACAAGUGUGGAAGAUUAUGAUUUGGAAGAUCAUUCUUACUUUUUAUCCUAGUAGUACAACUACCUGUCUCACUCUCACACGUACUUGCACAUGAUUGAGCUGAAGAACAUCAACAUUAUUCUAGGACAGUAAGUUGUUCACGGGUAACUAAGUACGUAGACAAUCUCUCAUUGUAAUAUCUUCUAAUGGCUUUCGCCGAUCUAUGCGGGACGGGAGCGACCGGCGUUCGAGUCGACAUCCAGUCAGGCGUGACGGAUUGUGUCGAAGAAAAAUUUUGAUUUGAUUUGAGACAGGACCGAAUUGUGUAUUGAAACGGAUACUUUUCUUGAUUUAAGUAGUUGUUUUCCUACUACAAGGACUCGGUGAUGAUUUAUGAUUAGUCACCAGAAGGAGCAGUGUCAGUCUCAGACUUCUUGAGAAUUAUGUUUUUGUUAGAUUGCUUAAAUGAUAGUCCAAUUCAUGACAUGAAAGCGAAAGCACAGACAGCCAAAAUAUCACAAGGAAAGCACGGAGCAAGUCGCUCGAGAACAAUAUUAUGGAUAUCACAGAGUCAGAUUAUGGAUUCGCAGUAGUGAAGUACUACUGCUGCAAUAUUUUUUUUAAAGCGAAGUGGCUUCGGGGGAGAGACUAUCGUUCGUAAGCUACACUGCUUUGUCGGUGUGAAAAACACACGACUGAGCUGAAAAUAUGAUAAUUUUUGAAAGCUAAGCGAACCAUAGUUUAUACUGUCUAUUGACAUGAAGUAGUUAUCAGCUAUCAUUUUGCUAUCAAGGAAAAGAUAGUGACAGGAUACGGAACUUGAUACAAUAAAUUAAUUUCUUCCAGGCUGAGGGGGAGUGGCAGCUAGCGGGUCAUCCCUAAGCAGCUGUCGGGCUCCGUGAUUACGUUUUUCUCUGAGAGACGAUCUACCUAUCACUCAGAACAGUUUCCUUUUUUGCCCAUCGAUUCCCCAGCGAAAAAAAAGAAGAACCUACAAUCACAGUCUUUUCGAUAAGAAAAUGCAUACUGUCUGAGAUUCAUUACAUCCCUUAAUAAAAGAUCGUGGAAGGUCAUCGUGAGAGUUAUUUUCCAAUUGAUGUUGGCAUAUAUGAGUUCGUUUAAGUUGUUUCUCAGCCACGACGUGAAGUUCGUUGUAAAAAUAUAUGUGAACGAUAAUUUUCAGCGGAAGUAAGUCCUUAUAUAUAAGCCAAUUGACAAGGCAAGUGCAGCAACAGCAAGUAAAAGACCAAUGAUAUUUGACAACAAUUUCAUCUUUGGGUUUUUAUUGUGAGACCAGGGAACGAGCCUUCCUCAAUGAUGCAUGUUUUUACCGUGGUUGGGUAAUUUUCCUCGUUCUUGCGCCUCCAUCUGUGUGAAUUCUGCGUGAGGAGAUAUUUCAGCCGUCGCGUCAUUAUCUUCUCACCAAUACAUUCUGUCUGAAACCAAAAAGUACUUAUUUCGAUUGUUGUUCGUCCUAACAAUAGAGGCUCCAUAACGAGGUCAGUGUGUGUGUUUUUUUUUGUGAAGGGCUCGCUUGGAUAGAAAAAGCUGCCGUGGAUUGUGAGACUUCUUGUUGUAAUUCAUUGCUCUCGCGGCAACAUCUUCAAGUUAUGAUUGGAUAAGAAGGUAGUUUUUCCCGGCAGCCACCAGAUUUGUUCGCCUCUUUAGUUCUCAUGUUCUGAAGGCUCAGAAUCUUGAAAGAAAGUGCACACGCUGCGGUGAAUCUGGUACAAUUUGUCGCCAAUGGGAAAAACGUUUCUUCAAUCAUGGAAACCUUUCGUCAGCUUUUGUCUUCUUUUGUGGUCUUAUUCUUCCUUUCUCUGCUUCUCCUGGUGCUGACAAGGUAGCGAACGCAAGUGUCGUUGCUACUGACUCGUUCACGGCUCACGCUCUUGUCUUCUUGCCUGGUGCUUCUUAUCUAGCUUCUCGUCACCUGGUGGCAAGUGUGCAUCUGCUGUCUUCCGCACUCGUUGCAUGAUCUUCGCAUUUAUGCAUAGGAGUCUCCUGUCGAGCCUUCACGAGACGCAACAACAGCUAUGAAGAUCUCGUACCGUCGCUGAACGCACACUCUACUUCUGCUGUUUUAGAAUUACGCUGCUGAUCACGACCACAAUAAUGGCACAACACAUCAAGGUAAUCAUAGGUCAUGUUCUCUCUGAAGAAGGAGGAGCGGUGCGGAUUCGUGCGCUAGUACUUACUAGAGGAUCGAUGUGUCAUACAGAUACAAGCAUAUCAAAGACAACCUGACAAAUUUAAUGUCGAAAAAAUUGGUAAAGAUGCAUAGUGUAAAGAGAUUUUGUACAUGUGCGUAGACUACACUAAAUAUAUAGAAAAAGAGGGAAGCUGAAGUUUAGCAUAGAAUUUUCUUUCAUCUUGACUUAAUUGAAUUUGUAAAGUUAAGGUCCUCGCAGAUUUUGUUGUUCUUGUUUGUUAAAGCACCACAGAUCUGGUCUGGGCAUUAUUGGCUAAUGAAAAUUUCCAAAUGUACUAGCUUCACAAUUUUUAAGCUCUGCAGUACUGUAUCUUAUAUCAGUAAUUCAAUCGUCGCUCACAAUUUAUUUUUUCCCUCAAAAGAUCGACCACAUUAUGCUUACAAAAUUUUUUCGUCUUUCAAUCAAACAUGUAGUUGUCCUUCAUAGUCUCUGUGAUCUGCGGAACAAGGAUUUGUUCAUCACGGUAAGAGCCACAAGGACACGAGUAAGAAGAAGAUGCUCAUACAUAUGCUGCUUACCUUUCAUAUUUUUCGAUGGUGUUCAUAUGCUAUUAGGUUAUAAGUACUUUCAUAUUUUUUGAUUAAGGCUCCUGCAUCUGUACUAUACAAUCCAUCGUCGGAUGAAUCUUCCGCUGUUUGAGCAAGUACAGAUGAACAUCCUUGUCUCCAUAUUGAUAACAGAUGAUACAGGUGAACAUCCCCCUUCUGGUCUCCAUAUUUUAAAGGUAAAACUGGAGGCAUGCGCAUGAUGUUCAAGUCCCGCUAAU